Molecule: messenger RNA, 426 nt
Organism: Xenopus laevis (African clawed frog)
Lineage: Eukaryota; Metazoa; Chordata; Amphibia; Anura; Pipidae
Product: provisional ortholog of caveolin 3 S homeolog
Exons: 2
Coding region: 1-426 (141 amino acids)
Biological process (GO): caveola assembly
Cellular component (GO): caveola; plasma membrane; Golgi membrane
Molecular function (GO): molecular adaptor activity
Source: RefSeq, marked provisional
AUGGCUGAGCCCAAAUCCAUCCCCAAUGAGCCCAUGCCUCUGGACAUGGACAACCGGGACCCUAAUAACUUGAAUGAUCAUGUCAGGGUGCUGUUUGAGGAUGCCUUUGGGGAGCCAGAAGGAUCUCACAGCAUUCCGGGAGUGUGGAGCAUGUCCUACAAAACCUUCAACGGGGUGAAGAACUGCUGCUACAUUGUGCUGUCGGUGCUGUGCGGGUGCCCCCUGGCCUUCUGCUGGGCGCUGGAGUUUGCCUGUGUACAGUGCUGCCAUAUCUGGAUGGUGGGCCCUUGUAUUCACAUCUGGAAGAUAAAUGUGUCCUGUAUGAAGAUGUUCUAUAGCUCCUGUGUGCACUGUCUGUGUGACCCAUGCUGGGAGGCGUGUGGCUUGUGCUUAAGUCUCAUUCGGGUGCAGAAUAAGAACGGAUAG